Amyelois transitella is the source of this 1545-nucleotide messenger RNA. RefSeq names its product putative malate dehydrogenase 1B. The record is from RefSeq and is a predicted model, not a curated record. Gene Ontology annotation, biological process: malate metabolic process; tricarboxylic acid cycle; oxaloacetate metabolic process. The coding region runs from base 22 to 1545 and encodes 507 amino acids. NCBI's taxonomy places the organism in Eukaryota, Metazoa, Arthropoda, Insecta, Lepidoptera, Pyralidae. Gene Ontology annotation, molecular function: L-malate dehydrogenase (NAD+) activity. The transcript is spliced from 5 exons.
GUAAGAACGUAAAAUUAAAAAAUGGUGGUUCGUAUAGUAAUAUCAGGGGAAUCCCAGUGCGAGCUAUUUGCGGAGAUGUGCUUGGUGGCUGACCAUUUGGCCCAAAAUCUACCUGACUUUUGUUAUGAAAGAUUGGAGAAAAAAGUGCAUGAAUGGCAGACCUGGCUGAGUAAAAUAAAUCAAAAAAAUAACUGGCAUCAUCAAGGUUCCCCUUUGAUUUGGAAAGAGUUAUUACGUAAAGGAAGUAAGGCUUAUUAUAUUGGAGGCGCCUCAGAAUUUCUAGAUUAUUGUCAUUCUUACUACAAUUUUGAAAAAUUUAUGACUUUAGAAAAAUUUGGAGGCUUAGUUAAUAAUUAUAAGCAAUACCAAACGAAAGUUAGAGAAGAUAAUCAAGUUAUAGCAGAAGUCCAAGAAAAACAAGAAAUUCCAGAAUUGCCACCCAAAUCGACUUUUUAUAUUUGUAUUUCUGGUGCUGGAUGUCCUAUGACAAAAUACUUGAUAAUGGGUUUACUAAAAUUGAAUUCGAAUAAUAAAAGUAUUGCGAAGAUUUUUAUAAAUGAUAGCAGGUGCGCCACAGACUUCAUGGAGUACGUGGAAGAAGAAUGUAGUUAUAUCUCUACUGUACACCCUGGAAAGGUGGUGAAAUAUAUAGAAAAAAUUGGUCUUGUUCUAUCGUUCACUGAUUUACUAAUAAUUUUAGAUCACGUUCCUUUCGACCCAGAACUAGCAAUUGGUGAUUGGCUUCAUCGUAAUAAACAUUUAAUGGAAGAUAUCGCAGUUCAUAUAAACGUGUCAGCGUCACGAAAAAUGUACACUAUUCUUCCAAACUUGGGCCCUGCGUGUUACAAUGCAACGAUUCUGAUGAAUGCUACUACGAGUAUCAAUAAACAUAAUAUAGUAGUGGUUACGUCUGAUCUAGGAUUAGACAUUCUUCAGACUGUAGCAGAAAUUUCUGAAGUACCUAUGAAAAACAUAUAUUGUCCACCUGUUUGGGGUUUUGUGGGAAUCAAUCAUUUGGUUGAUGUUAGAACCACUAUUCACAAAUACAACUCGUUUGAACCAUAUAAUAGAUAUGUUAAAGUAAGAAAUUCGUCACUAAACAUUGGUUCCCUCACACCAGAAAUGCGUACAAUGGAAUAUCUUAUGUAUUUUGAUGAAACCCUCUGGAAGAAACAAGUCGAAAUAAAGAUGAAUAUAGAUAAACUAAUUGUAAAUAAAGCUUUGGCUGUACUUGACGUCCUCAGCCUUUGGCUUUUUGAUCCAGAACCCAAUUUCAUUUUCAAUUUAGGAGUGCGUUGUAAUGGGUCUUUUGGAUUAACAUUUGAAGGAGCGUUUUCACAACCAGCACGAUUUAAGCAUGGAGAGUGGCGCCCUGCUAAACAUUUCCCAUUGCCAAAAGAUCCAAACAUGAAUUUAAAAUAUUUGGAGGAUAUUGCUAACUUAAUGAUGACAUUGAAAAAGACUGACUUACCUAAACUUAAUCCAUACACACCCUGUACAUGCAAACCCAAAUAUUUUAAGAAAAAAGAAUUUAGAGUCUAUUGA